GUCCGGUCCGUGGUUCUGCAUCUGGAUCUGCGGUGUUAAAGGUGGAAGCGGCUCCGGUUCGGAACCACAGCGGGUUCGGUCUGUGUGUCGGUUCGGAUCAGGAUGAAGUAUUGGACCAGACUGCAGGUCCGGAGGGUUUACCGGUGGAGGGGCCGGCCGGUGGGCUUCGACCGGAGACUGAAGACCCAGGAGUACAGCGCCCUGUCCAUCAGUGUGGACAGCGUCCCUCAGGUCACAGUCAUCAGCGCCGGACAGAACAUCCUGAUCGAGGGCGAGGACGAAGACCAGCCCUACGUGGCCAAAGUCCUGAAACUGAUGGGGGAUGAGAGUGGUCAGCAGAAGAAGGCGCUGGUGCGCUGGUUUAUUCGGGCGUCUGAAGUGCCUUUGAGCAAACGGAAGCUGCUGGGCCGAGACCCCCACCCUCAGGAGAUCUUCUACUACAAGGGGCGGAGCUGCGACGACGAAGUCGACGCCGAGUCCAUUAUCAGACCCGUGCAGGUGCUCCACCUGGACGCUGCCGCCCCGUUCCCAGAGUCAUGUGAUGAGGACACGCUGUUCGUCAAAAUGUCCUGGGACUCCAAGACCUUCAAGGCGGUCACCUCAGACCAAGUGGAUUCUGGAUCCGCUGACUCCGCCCCCUCCCAUCUCAAACCCUCCCUGCCCCCCUCCCCUCCCUGUUCGCCUCCCGCCGCUGCUCCGGCGACCCAAGGCCCCUCCUGCCGUGUCCUGCCGACGCCGGACCCCGCCGUCAUGCGGAAAGCCUCGUGCAGAGAGACCUGGUCCAGCAGAUCCGCCAUGAGCGCCGGGAAGGCGGGCCGCAUGGAGGCGGAGUCUCUGCACUCUGCCUCCAAACUGUCAGCCUCAAAAUGUCUGAGCGCCAAGUGGACGACGGCAGCGAGGACGCCGGGAAUCCGCAAGAAACUGAACAUGAGCAGUCCACAGAAGUUGUCCGUGGAUCAGGACGUCCUGGAUCGGCUGUUGAACGAGGAGCUGGAGUCAGAGGGGACAUUAGCUCAGCGGUUGUCGGCAUCGCCCCCCCGGGCCCCGCCUCCUCAUGCCCCACCCAGCAGACUCACCCCUCUUAAGACGGCCCACUCAGCUGCCAUCGCACUGAAACCAUUGAGCGUCAUCGUCAACAGGCGUACUUCCUCAGAUGUGGACAGUCCUCCGUCCCCGACCAGACCUUCCACUCCUUCCAGGACUCGACCUGUGCAGACGCUGCAGGAGAAGGAGCCGCUUCUGUCCGACCUGCCUGAGUUGGACGGUGAAAACUCGCCCUCGUUGCCGAGCGGUGCCGGCCCGCGGACCUCCAAGAGAAUGUCGGCUCGGCUGGUGUCGUCUCGGAUCAGGAAGCAGCUGAACCUUCUGGAAAACCAUCUGGACUCGGACUCUGACAGAGACGACCAGGACCAGUUCGUCCCGUUGAGGACGGAGCUUCAGAGCAGCAGUGAGGAGGACAGCGGAGACGAGGAGGAUGAGGAGGCGGGGCCGCCGAAGAGGAGGAGACGAGGGCAAGGAGGGGGCGGUCCUAGGACGCCGCGGUCCAGAGGACAGACGGUGGCGAGGACACCACGGAAAACACCAAACAGGAAGGCCACGCCCUCCACUCCGCGGACACCUCACCGUGCCACUCCCAGCAUCCCCUGCAGGUCGCUGCCGGCGCGACGACCCGCCAACAUCCUGGAGGAGGCGCGGAUCAGGCUUCACGUGUCGGCAGUGCCGGAGUCGCUGCCCUGCAGAGAGGCGGAGUUUCAAGACAUCUACAACUUUGUGGAGAGUAAGAUCAUCGACGGCACUGGAGGGUGCAUGUACAUCUCCGGCGUACCCGGGACAGGGAAGACAGCCACGGUCCACGAGGUGAUGCGCUGUCUGCAACAUGCCGCCGACGUGGACGAGAUCCCGCCGUUCACCUUCGUCGAGAUCAACGGGAUGAAGAUGACGGACCCCCAUCAGUCCUACGUCCAGAUCCUGCAGAAAUUGACGGGUCAGAAGGCCACGCCCGACCACGCCGCUGCACUAUUGGACAAGAAGUUCAGUAGCCCCACCCCCAGGAGGGAGACCACAGUGCUGCUGGUGGACGAGCUGGACCUCUUAUGGACCCGGAAGCAGAACGUCAUGUACAACCUGUUCGAUUGGCCGACGCGGCGCCAGGCCCGCCUAGUGGUUCUGACCAUCGCCAACACCAUGGACCUGCCGGAGCGGAUCAUGAUCAACAGAGUGGCCAGCCGCCUGGGUCUGACCCGGAUGUCGUUCCAGCCGUACACCUUCAAACAGCUGCAGCAGAUCAUCACGUCUCGCCUGGACAAGCUGAAGGCGUUGGACCAGGACGCGCUGCAGCUCGUGUCCCGGAAGGUCGCUGCUCUGUCCGGAGACGCUCGCCGAUGUCUGGACAUCUGCCGCCGCGCGACCGAGAUCUGCGAACAUGCCGCCGCCGAUCCUUCUGCCCCGGGAUUGGUCGGAAUGAGUCAUGUGAUGGAGGCGUUGAACGAGAUGUUUUCAUCGGCCUACACCACUGCCAUCAGGUCUGCGUCCGUCCAGGAGCAGCUGUUCCUCAGGGCCGUCAUCGCAGAGUUCCGUCGCCUUGGUUUGGAGGAGGCCACGUUCCAGCAGGUGUUCGUGCAGCACCAGGCUCUGUGUCGGGUGGAGGGUCUGCAGCCGGUGUCGGUGUCCGAAGGCCUGUCGGUGUGUCAGCGUCUGGGCGCGUGCAGACUGCUGCUGCUGGAGCCCAGCCGUCUGGGAAUCCUGCAGAGAGUCCGCCUCAACGUCAGCCAGGAUGAUGUGCUCUACGCCCUGAAGGCCGACUGAAGGAUCCGGAUCCGCACCUGGACCGGGACGAUCCGCCUUUAUUCUAGACGUAGAACUCCUUUUACUGAACACGUUUAUCUGCUUUAGUUUGAAUGAAAAGUCCAGAGUUUGAGUCUGUCUGGUUUUAUUUUUUUCUUGUCUGUGAAUCUUUUAA
Sphaeramia orbicularis (orbiculate cardinalfish) is the source of this 2959-nucleotide messenger RNA. RefSeq names its product origin recognition complex, subunit 1 (gene orc1). The coding region runs from base 103 to 2805 and encodes 900 amino acids. The record is from RefSeq and is a predicted model, not a curated record. Lineage: Eukaryota; Metazoa; Chordata; Actinopteri; Kurtiformes; Apogonidae. Gene Ontology annotation, cellular component: nuclear origin of replication recognition complex. Gene Ontology annotation, biological process: DNA replication initiation; mitotic DNA replication checkpoint signaling. Gene Ontology annotation, molecular function: DNA replication origin binding; chromatin binding; ATP hydrolysis activity. The transcript is spliced from 17 exons.